AUGUCAAAGGCUGUUGGUAUUGAUUUAGGUACAACUUAUUCUUGUGUUGCCCAUUUUGCUAAUGAUAGAGUUGAAAUCAUUGCAAAUGAUCAAGGUAAUAGAACUACUCCUUCAUUCGUUGCUUUUACUGAUACUGAAAGAUUAAUUGGUGAUGCUGCUAAAAAUCAAGCUGCUAUGAAUCCAUCAAAUACUGUUUUCGAUGCUAAAAGAUUAAUUGGUAGAAAAUUUAAUGAUGCUGAUGUUCAAAAUGAUAUUAAACAUUUCCCAUUUAAAGUUGUUGAUAAAGGUGGUAAACCAAAUAUUCAAGUUGAAUAUAAAGGUGAAACUAAAGUUUUUACCCCAGAAGAAAUUUCAUCAAUGGUUUUAAGUAAAAUGAAAGAAACUGCUGAAGGUUAUUUAGGUACUCAAGUUAAUGAUGCUGUUGUUACCGUUCCAGCUUAUUUCAAUGAUUCACAAAGACAAGCUACUAAAGAUGCUGGUUUAAUUGCUGGUUUAAAUGUUAUGAGAAUUAUUAAUGAACCAACUGCUGCUGCAAUUGCUUAUGGUUUAGAUAAAAAAUCUGAAGCUGAAAAAAAUGUUUUAAUUUUCGAUUUAGGUGGUGGUACUUUUGAUGUUUCAUUAUUAUCAAUUGAAGAUGGUAUUUUUGAAGUUAAAGCUACCGCGGGUGAUACUCAUUUAGGUGGUGAAGAUUUUGAUAAUAGAUUAGUCAACUUUUUCAUUCAAGAAUUUAAAAGAAAAAAUAAAAAAGAUAUUUCAACUAAUCAAAGAGCUUUAAGAAGAUUAAGAACUGGUUGUGAAAGAGCUAAAAGAACUUUGUCAUCAUCAGCUCAAACUUCAAUUGAAAUUGAUUCAUUAUAUGAAGGUAUUGAUUUCUAUACUUCAAUUACUAGAGCUAGAUUUGAAGAAUUAUGUGCUGAUUUAUUCAGAUCAACUUUAGAACCAGUUGAAAAAGUUCUUAAAGAUUCAAAAAUUGAUAAAUCACAAGUUCAUGAAAUUGUUUUAGUUGGUGGUUCAACAAGAAUUCCAAAAGUUCAAAAAUUAGUUUCAGAUUUCUUUAAUGGUAAAGAACCAAAUAGAUCAAUUAACCCAGAUGAAGCUGUUGCUUAUGGUGCUGCUGUUCAAGCUGCUAUUUUAUCAGGUGAUACUUCAUCAAAAACUCAAGAUUUAUUAUUAUUAGAUGUUGCUCCAUUAUCAUUAGGUAUUGAAACUGCUGGUGGUAUUAUGACUAAAUUAAUUCCAAGAAAUUCAACCAUCCCAACCAAAAAAUCAGAAACUUUUUCAACUUAUGCUGAUAAUCAACCAGGUGUUUUAAUUCAAGUAUUUGAAGGUGAAAGAACUCAAACUAAAGAUAAUAAUUUAUUAGGUAAAUUCGAAUUAUCAGGUAUUCCUCCAGCUCCAAGAGGUGUUCCACAAAUUGAAGUUACUUUUGACAUUGAUGCUAAUGGUAUUUUAAAUGUUUCAGCAUUAGAAAAAGGUACUGGUAAAACUCAAAAAAUUACAAUCACUAAUGAUAAAGGUAGAUUAUCAAAAGAAGAUAUUGAAAGAAUGGUUUCAGAAGCUGAAAAAUUUAAAGAUGAAGAUGAAAAAGAAGCUAAUAGAGUUCAAGCUAAAAAUCAAUUAGAAUCAUAUUCUUAUUCAUUGAAAAAUUCAUUAGGUGAAGAACAAUUAAAAUCAAAAUUAGAAGCUUCUGAAAUCGAAGAAGUUACUAAAGCUGCUGAUGAAACUAUUUCAUGGUUAGAUUCAAAUCAAACUGCUACUCAAGAAGAAUUUGCUGAUAAACAAAAAGAAUUAGAAUCAAAAGCGAAUCCAAUCAUGGCUAAAGCAUAUGGUGGUGCUGCUCCAGGUGGUGCUGGUGGUGCCGCUCCAGGUGGUUUCCCAGGCGCUGCUGGUGGUGCUCCAGAACCAUCUGCUGAUGGUCCAACUGUCGAAGAAGUUGAUUAG
Insectozyma verbasci is the source of this 1941-nucleotide messenger RNA. NCBI's taxonomy places the organism in Eukaryota, Fungi, Ascomycota, Pichiomycetes, Serinales, Debaryomycetaceae. The record is from the annotation of a GenBank genome assembly.